Messenger RNA from Drechmeria coniospora, 1242 nucleotides. RefSeq lists its product as uncharacterized. Lineage: Eukaryota; Fungi; Ascomycota; Sordariomycetes; Hypocreales; Ophiocordycipitaceae. Gene Ontology annotation, molecular function: Hsp70 protein binding. The record is from RefSeq and is a predicted model, not a curated record. Bases 1 to 1242 code for a protein of 413 amino acids. Gene Ontology annotation, cellular component: cytoplasm. The transcript is spliced from 3 exons. Gene Ontology annotation, biological process: protein refolding.
AUGCUGGCCCGCAGCCUCGGCCUGCUGCUCCUGCUCGCCUUUGUCCAGUGUGCCCUCUGCGCCGAGGAUUACUACAAGAUUCUCGGUGUCGACAAGUCGGCGACGGACAAGCAGCUCAAGUCGGCCUAUCGUCAGCUGUCGAAGAAAUUUCAUCCCGACAAGAAUCCAAAGGACAGCAGCGCCCAUGACAAGUUCGUCGAAGUCUCGGAGGCGUACGACGUCCUCUCCGACGCGAGCCUCCGCAGCGUCUACGACCAGCACGGCCACGAGGGCGUCAAGCAGCACCGGCAGGGCAACACGGGCGGCGGCCACGAUCCCUUUGACCUCUUCAGCCGCUUCUUCGGCGGCCACGGCCAUUUCGGCAAGACGUCGACGGAGCCCCGCGGCCACAACGUCGACGUCCGCGUCGAGAUCAGCCUCCGCGACUUCUACAACGGCGCCACCACCAACUUCCAGUGGGAUCGCCAGCACAUCUGCGAGGCCUGCGAGGGCAGCGGCAGCGCCGACGGCGAGGUGGAAAAGUGCAGCGGCUGCAACGGCCACGGCAUCCGCAUCAUGAAGCAGCAGCUCGCCCCCGGCAUGUUCCAGCAGAUGCAGGUCCGCUGCGAGUUCUGCGGCGGCCGGGGCAAGAGCAUACGGAACAAGUGCACCAGGUGCCACGGCGCGCGCGUCGAGCGCAAGCCGACCACCGUCACCCUCAAGGUCCAGCCCGGCACCGCGCGCGAGGCCCGCGUCGUCUUCGAGAACGAGGCCGACGAGAGCCCCGACUGGGUCGCCGGCGACCUCAUCGUCACCAUCGCCGAGAAGGGGCCGUCGGCGGGCGAGAACCCCGACGGCGUCGACGGCAUCUUCUUCCGCCGCAAGGGCGACGACCUCUACUGGACCGAGGUGCUCUCCCUGCGCGAGGCCUGGAUGGGCGACUGGUCUCGCAACCUCACCCACCUCGACGCCCACCCGGUGCGCCUCGGCCGCUCGCGCGGUCAGAUCGUCCACCCGGGCCACGUCGAGACUGUCGUCGGCCAGGGGAUGCCCCGAUGGCACGAGGACGGCGACAGCGUCUACCACAAGACCGAGUUUGGCAACCUCUACGUCACCUACGAGGUCGUCCUGCCCGACGAGAUGGACAAGACCAUGGAGAGCGAGUUCUGGACCCUCUGGGAGAAGUGGCGGCACGACAAGGGCGUGGACCUCGCCGCCGACGGCAGGAGGGCGUCGUCGCCCGUGGCCAAGGACGAGCUGUGA